Molecule: messenger RNA, 1234 nt
Organism: Drosophila willistoni
Lineage: Eukaryota; Metazoa; Arthropoda; Insecta; Diptera; Drosophilidae
Gene: Polr2M
Exons: 2
Coding region: 31-1146 (371 amino acids)
Biological process (GO): transcription elongation by RNA polymerase II
Cellular component (GO): nucleus
Molecular function (GO): transcription elongation factor activity
Source: RefSeq, a predicted model, not a curated record
AAAGAUAAUUAAACAAAGAAAUUUAAACAAAUGACAAUGACGGAAAAGUUGGUGCCUGCCCCAUUAAGCCGAAUUCCCGGCACGAGCCAGGUAAAGGAGAAGCACAGCAAGGAUCUAAAAACCUUGAACUAUGUAGAACUGCUUGAUAUGAAGGAGCGGCAAGGAAAAUUUCUUACAUUCAAAAAACGUUUAGAUCAAUUGCCUGAUAAAGGAAGGCGAUUAAAGGAAUCAUAUGACAAGUUGCUGGAUGAGAUUACACGACGCGAUGAUGUAGAAGCAGCUGCACGGAUGCUAAGUGAGCUAAAUAUUGCAUCCAAGGGGAGAGUUGCCUUGGACAAUUUGGAAUGGAAUGGCAAGAUGACAGAUGACCAUGUGGCUGAUAUACUCGACAGCGAUGAUGAGUUGGAAAUGGAUCCUUUAAAGAUAAUUGCCCAAGGCACAAUGCACGAGAAGAAGGUUAAAGUAUUGCCAGCUGAAGUCACUCUAAUAACAGCUGAAGAUUUGGCCGAAAUAGAGACAUUCAAGGGGGCGAGUACUUCUCCAGACUCUACCGUACCUGCUGAUCUUAUCGAGGUUAAAUUAUCCCGAUUGGCCUUGACAAAGGAGUCAAACGACUCUGCCCCAGCGCCGACACUCCCGCUGGAGCAGCAUGCUCUCUAUCUCAUCGACAAGACAGAGCAUCAAAGGUCAGACAACGACCCUCCAGUGCGUGAGAAAUUUAAACCCUUUCGCACUACAGUCUCCAAUGUUCAUGAUCCUGAUAAAGAACGUGUCCGCAAAAAGGGCAAACAUUGGGAAAUCACCGCGGCAACUCCACCACUAAUCCAACACAAAGAAGUUCAGCUAGUACCAUUGGCAGAAUCAGCCAAUUUGCAAGUGGAUUAUAUGCAAAGGAUAAAGAAAUUGAAAAUCAAACAAGCGGAAGAACGUUUGGCUAGGCAAGGGGCCAUCAAAGACUUACCAACCUUAGCUUUGCCCAGUGAUUCGAUAUUGAAAACAAAAGAGUCUUUUCAAAACUAUCGUAAUCCUCAAAUUGAUUACUUAAUCGAGGGUAAAACAAAGGCCAUUGAGGCCAAUGAAGUUCUAGAUCCAACCACUACGGAGGCGUCCGGUACGAGUGGAAUUCACUAUACGGUUUACGAAUAAAUGUGUGAUAGAAAUUAUUCAGGUAAAUUCUUUAAGAAUCCUGCUGGCAAAUUAAAUAUUAAAGCUUAAACAUUUUUAUACCAACGAA